This is a messenger RNA of Vollenhovia emeryi, 1953 nucleotides long. Its product is annotated as methylosome protein 50. NCBI's taxonomy places the organism in Eukaryota, Metazoa, Arthropoda, Insecta, Hymenoptera, Formicidae. The transcript is spliced from 7 exons. Gene Ontology annotation, cellular component: methylosome. The coding region runs from base 336 to 1346 and encodes 336 amino acids. Gene Ontology annotation, molecular function: protein binding. Gene Ontology annotation, biological process: oocyte axis specification. The record is from RefSeq and is a predicted model, not a curated record.
UCGCGCGGCCGAAUUAAUUCUCCCCCGUCUCUGCCUGCCGCUCUUCCUCCUCGCUCUUCGCGAGCACGCGCAGAACGGAUCUGUUGCGCGCGUAUUGCGUGCACGCGCGCCCCUAACCUCACCGCGCGCUCUCGCGUGACAAUCGAUAGCGGGGGAACCGGACUCCGGAGCGGCCGGAGCACGCGGUGUGGCGUGCGGCUUUAUCGCCAAGAGAAAUCACCCGAGUUACGUCCACCGAAUUGAAGAAUCGAUGCUCUGACGCGGUGAAGGGUAGGAGAUCGCCGACAGGAGCCGAGAAUCGUCGCUCGACUGACCCUCCCGUCGUCGCCGCCGCGAUGGAAACCUGGACCACGACGCCGAACUCGAGCGGGGACGUUUUCAGGAAUAUGUCGUUCAUAGAGAACCGGACGCCCGCCUACACCAAGCAGCUGCAGUUCCUCGAGAUCUACGACGAGAACAACGCUCUUCUCGGCGGCACCAACAUGGUCGAUCUCUACUGGAACGGCACUCUCUGGCACUACAAGGACCUCUCGGACUUCUCGCAGGAGAGAGCCGCCGUGACGCAGCGGGUGAGCAGCGGCGUCACGGAUGCCGUUUACCUGGGCAAGAGCAGAUUCGUCAGCGCGGAGGACAGUGGAGCCGUGCAGGUCCACGAGAUAGUCGAAACGGACGAGGAGGCCAAGUUCCAGCCUCUCUCGUACGCCUGUCAGCACGAGGACAGCAUCCUGACGAUGUCCGUGUUCUCCAAUCGGAGAAACAUCGUCACGGGUGGAAUGGAUUGCUGCCUGAAGAUCUGGGACACGGAGGACUUGAUCGCGAGUUACUCGUACAACCUCGCCCACCUGGACAUCGUCACUAGUACGGACGUCAAGCCCAUGUGCAGUUCCACAUUUGUAUCCGCGUCUUUAGAUGGCGAGUCACUGCUAUGGGACAUCAGGCGAGCCAAACCGGCGAGUUGUAUCUUCAAGGACAAUAAUAAUACUCCCCUAUCGGCAGUAGCUUGGAACGCUACUUUGGAUCAUCUCAUAGCAAUAGGUACAGCUAAUGGCAGCGUUGUACUAAUUGACGUCAGGCAAGCGGGUACUCCGUUACACGAAUCAGUCGAAUCUGACAGAGGCGUACACAAGUUGUCGUUUAAUCCGAAUCCAGAGAGGAAAGAACAGUUAGCGUGUUGUUUUGACAGCGAAGUAGUAAAAGUAAUCGAUACCUAUAGAGAAAUGCUGCUGAUACACGAAGAUGCUGUACACCAAGACUUUGUACGGGGACUCGCGUGGUGUGAAGACGAUUUAUACUCGUGUUGUUGGGACGGGCGUGUAAUGAAACGUAUAGUAAAUAUAGUUAAUUGAACACGUAGUUUCCUAAGAAUGACAAUUAUACCAUAUGUGUAAAGUUUUCGGUAUUAAAAUGAUUUUUACUUUAUAAUAAAAUAUUCGAUUUAUUAAUCGAAAUAACACCUCGAUAUAUUAGAUAUUCGCCUCUCACCUCGUACGGAAAAACCAUUCGUUGCGUAUCAAUAACGGAACGCUAAUCGCAACCUGGAGAGAACUGCCGAGUUAAUUUCAGACAAAAGGUUCGCAAGAAACGUGCACCGAAUGCAUCAGAUUGUAUUUUUGCUGCGCGAACGGCGAUGCAAGAAAGAGAAAAAUAUUCGAAAUAUAAAGUAUUAUCGCUACGUAUAACAGUAAUGUAAAGGAGUCAAGUAUAUAUAUAUAUCAAUACAACAGAAAUUCCGGUAUAUCUUGUGGAUGUUUAAAAGAAUCGUAAUACUCUUAACAUAAUUUAAACAAGUCUUUCUUUUUGGAGAAGAAAACUCUUCUGAUCCUACAGUGUGUACGGCAUAUCAAACAUCCAAUAGGAUUUUAUUUACAAAGUAUAGAGUCAAUGAUAACGUGAUAACAUGAACAAAAUAUCACAAACGAUAGUUUAUCAUCACAAAGUGUCUAAAAAAAAAAA